Molecule: messenger RNA, 345 nt
Organism: Mesorhabditis spiculigera
Lineage: Eukaryota; Metazoa; Nematoda; Chromadorea; Rhabditida; Rhabditidae
Source: the annotation of a GenBank genome assembly
AUGGAGUCAAUCGCCGAGCCACAAUCCAACAACAACAACAAAGCAGCCGAAGAAGUUGUCAAGGCUCUCCAGCCGCCAAAACAGCGCUCGGAUACGCUCCUGCGAGACACAUUGAUGAACUUCAAGUUCAAAUUUGCCAAACUGGAAGCGGAUAUGCUGGGCAUGCGAGCUGAGAUGGCACUGAUGGAAGACCUGGCCAAGGCCCAAAGUGCCGAAAACGAACGCUUGAAGCAGGAACUGGGAGCCGAAAUCAGCCGCCUCAAGCGCGAGAACGAUCAGAUGGCCAGGCAAAUUCGGAUGCUGCGGUGCGAAAAUGCCGCUCUGAAGGACGAACUAGGCGUUGAG